This is a messenger RNA of Oikopleura dioica, 1314 nucleotides long. NCBI's taxonomy places the organism in Eukaryota, Metazoa, Chordata, Appendicularia, Copelata, Oikopleuridae. The record is from the annotation of a GenBank genome assembly.
AUGACGACAUCCGCUAGUUUUGGAGAGUCUAUAAAUCAGAAAUCUUCGCAGUCGACAAUUACACCCAAAAAAGAAGAGAAGAUGGAGACACAGAUGCAAACUCAACAUAUCGACUUCGGAAACCAGCAGAUUCAACAGAUUCCUCUUCAAAUUGUCGAUUCGAAUGGAAACCAGUUCAUGGUCGCGGCUGGAGAAAUGAUCCAAGGACAACCGAUUCAGGCCAUCGACGGUAAUGGUCAGCAGAUCAUUAUGAAUCAGCAGGGUCACCAAAUGAUCCCAGUGCAAAUCAACCCGCAGCAGAUCCAGCCGAGCUCCUACCAAUACAGUGAGGAAAAUGGCAACCAAGUUCUUGUGACCAGCUCUGACAAUCAAAUGUACAUUGAGAGACCAAACGAAAGUCAAAAACACAACGAUGAAAAGCAAUUCGUCAGCCUCUCUACUGUUAUGUCCGAGCCAUCUAAAGUUUCGAAUACAACAGUAUCGAUGAAGACCGAACCUGGCUCUGCAUCGUCUACCAGACAGCUUCAGCAAAUACAGCCCCAAACAGCGGCGCAAAUCAUCACUGUCCAGGACGAAAAAGGAAACCAACAACAGGUUCUUUACCAGGUUCCGCAGCAACAGAUUCAGCCCUCACAGCAAAUUCUUGUCCAAAAUCAGUACGGAUACCAGCUACAGGCGGUGCCAAUUCAGCUGGUGAACCAACAACAGCAUCAGCAACAACAGAUUGUUAUUGUUGAACAAGGAGGUACACGACAGCAGCUCAUUCAGGUUCAACCUGAUCAGCGAGAUCAACCUCCUGCAAAGAAACUAAGACAAGAGAGGACAAUCGAUAGAGAUAUUCCAGCAAAGUCCUCUGCUGUGUUCUUAGAAAUGGCAAAAUAUUCAGCUGAUGAUUUUAAAAUGUGUACUACACAGUUUUCCAACAAAAAGAACGAUAGCUUUGGCACGACUCAACCUGCAUCAAGCCACCCUGCCCAAGAAACCAAUUACGGUGGCUUUGGAGAGGGUGUUUGCGCAGUCUGUGGCGAUCGCGCACGAUGGCAACAUUAUGGGGUCCUUGCUUGCGAAGGGUGCAAAGGAUUUUUCAAGCGAUCGGUACAGAAAAACGCCCAGUACGUGUGUUUGGGUAACAAGCAGUGCAAUGUUGAUAAGAAGACACGCACACACUGCCCUUAUUGCCGGUAUCAGAAGUGUAUCCGCGUCGGCAUGAUUAAAAAUGUAGUCCGGUCAGAUAAAUCUAAAGGGCAAGGCAAGGGCACAGUGACACUCACCAAGACGUCACCGCCUCGGGUGGCCGAAAUAAACGACAAGUGA